Molecule: messenger RNA, 1089 nt
Organism: Lathyrus oleraceus (garden pea)
Lineage: Eukaryota; Viridiplantae; Streptophyta; Magnoliopsida; Fabales; Fabaceae
Product: GDSL esterase/lipase EXL1-like
Exons: 5
Coding region: 1-1089 (362 amino acids)
Biological process (GO): lipid metabolic process
Cellular component (GO): extracellular region
Molecular function (GO): lipase activity
Source: RefSeq, a predicted model, not a curated record
AUGGAUUUUUCAAUGAAGAUCCCUUCUUGUCAUUCUUUUCUAACAUUAAUAGUUUUUUUAGUUCUUUGGUUUGAAACAAAUGCAAAAGUAGAACUUCCAGAAAAUGUUUCGAUUCCAGCACUGAUUGUGUUUGGAGAUUCAAUUAUGGAUACAGGAAAUAACAACUUUAAAAAAACAAUAACUCGAUGCGAUUUUGCACCUUACGGAAAAGAUUUUCCCGAAGGAGUUGCAACUGGUCGAUUUAGCAAUGGAAAAGCUCCAUCUGACAUUAUAGCUGAAGAAUUUGGCAUUAAAGAAUUUCUACCUCCAUAUUUAGAUCCCAAGCUCAAUAUUACCGAACUCGCAACUGGUGUGUGUUUUGCUUCGGGUGGUUCUGGGUUUGAUUCUUUUACAUCAAAAUUGUUGAAUGCUAUACCUUUAUCAAGUCAAUUGGACUCAUUCAAAGAAUAUAUUGAGAAGCUUAAAGCAACUCUUGGAGAAAAUAGAACAAAUGAAAUUUUAGCCAAUAGUGUUUUUCUUGUUGUAUUUGGCAGCAAUGAUAUUUCCAACACAUAUUUCUUAACUCAUUUGAGAAAAAUUAAAUAUCCUGAAUUUUCUGAUUAUGCUGAUCUUUUGGUUAGUAUAGCUUCCAACUUGACUAAGGAAAUAUAUCAACUAGGUGCACGAAAGAUCGGAAUAUUCAAUGUGCCGCCGCUAGGGUGUGUGCCGUUGCAGAGGACGGUGGCUGGAGGAUCCGAAAGAAAAUGUAUCGAAGAAUAUAACAAUGCAACAAUGUUGUUUAAUGAUAAAUUAUCGAAUGUGAUCGAUUCGUUAAAAACUAACUUAUCAGAUAGUAGAGUUGUUUAUAUGGAUGUUUAUAGUCCUAUACUCGAUGCCAUUGUGAACGUUGAAAAAUAUGGGUUUGUUAAUGCAGAUAAAGGGUGUUGUGGCACUGGAAAAUUGGAGGUUGGAUUUUUAUGCAACCGUUUUGGAUCUAUAUGUUCCAAUGUUUCAGAUUAUGUGUUUUGGGACAGUUUUCAUCCCACUGAAAUCUUUUACAAAACCCUUGUACCCCCUCUACUAAAAAAAUAUAUCAGCCAAUUUUUUUGA